AUGGGCCGGUUUUUUCGUAGCGCACAGAUCUACAAAGAAUGGAUUUUUGUAACUUCACUUUUGUCCUCCUUUUCAGCUGCUUCGAUUUGUCUUGUCUGCCUGACAACCCUUUUAUUUCGCCUCCUGAGUCAAGUCGGGCCUCCGCAACCCGGCACGGGGAUAAAGUCAAACCGAACCGAUAUCCCACCCGAAGAGGUCCUAUUCAUCCUUCUGACCGGCUCAAGUUAG
Molecule: messenger RNA, 228 nt
Organism: Protopolystoma xenopodis
Lineage: Eukaryota; Metazoa; Platyhelminthes; Monogenea; Polystomatidea; Polystomatidae
Source: the annotation of a GenBank genome assembly